UGUAGUUAAAGUCAGUUGUUUCACAGAAAAUUUUCACACAGGAAAAUGUUCGCUAAGGCUUGGGUAGUACUAGCAGCUCUUUUAGUAACAGUCCACGGAGGAUUACUUGAUGAAGGAGGUUAUGGAGGGGCUAUAUCUUCAAUUGGAGGUUCUGGAAUUGCUCUUGCUGGAAAAGAAACUGUAAUUGAGCGGAUAGCACCUCCAAAAUACGAAUACAAAUAUGCAGUUAAAGAUCCUCACACCGGCGAUUUGAAAGAACAAUCCGAAUCUCGAUUAGACGAUUUAACAAAAAGUCAAUACUCGUUGGCCGAAAAAGACAGGAAAAUCUCCGUAUCAAGAAUUAUCAGUAAAAGCAUUCCCUUAGUGGCAAAGGGUGGAUACUCGAGUGGAUAUUAAG
Phyllotreta striolata is the source of this 397-nucleotide messenger RNA. NCBI's taxonomy places the organism in Eukaryota, Metazoa, Arthropoda, Insecta, Coleoptera, Chrysomelidae. The record is from the annotation of a GenBank genome assembly.